Rotaria sp. Silwood2 is the source of this 1236-nucleotide messenger RNA. Lineage: Eukaryota; Metazoa; Rotifera; Eurotatoria; Philodinida; Philodinidae. The record is from the annotation of a GenBank genome assembly.
AUGCAAGUCAUACAACAAAAAUAUUCAUCGACGCAUUGUCAAAUUAGUUCGAAUUCUCCGAAUGAAAGGCAACAAAUCACAACAACAAUGUCAAACCGAAUACAUCAACCAUUAAUAUUUUCUAUUGAUGAUCGUUUAUUAGAACAACAUUUAACACGACUUGAUUUAUGUUCAAAACAGUUACAAAAAAUUGAUAAAUUACCAAAUAAUAUUAGUUUUAAUAUUAUUCUACUUGAUAACAAUGAAAUAAGUAAACUUGAUAAUCUGGAUAUAUUUCCACAAUUAAUUCAAUUAUCAAUAUCUCAUAAUCGUCUUGUCGAUAUUCGUUUACUUAAUCGAUUACGAUCUUUACAAAAACUUAAUUUAUCAUAUAAUUUAAUUGAGUCAAUUGAUUGUCUUAGAACUUUACAAAAUCUUGUUAUGUUGAAUAUUUCAAAUAAUAAUAUUCAUAGUAUUGCGAUAUUAAAUGCUUGUCAUGCUUUACAAUCAUUAGAUGCAAGUGAAAAUGCAAUACAACAGAUUGAAGAUCUUUCACAGUUAACAGCACUUAAAUAUUUAAAUUUGCAUAAAAAUUUUAUUGAUGCAUUAAUUUCAAUUCCACGUUAUUGGCCAAAGUCUCUUCAUACACUUGUUAUAUCAGACAAUGAAAUUCAAGAUUUAACUGAAAUUUCUUAUCUAUCGUCAUUUUUCAAUUUAAAUACAUUUUAUAUUGUUGAUAAUCCAUGUUUAUCUGUGGUAGAUGAAAGACACGGUUGUCAUCAACCAUUUGACUAUCGACCAUAUGUUCUUAAUUGGUGCUUAUCUAUUCAUAAUUUAGAUGGUGUAUUUAUAACACGAAAAGAAAGUUUAAAAGCUGAAUGGUUGUUGAGUCAAGGUAAAGGUCGAUCAUUUGGACCUGGUGAACAUGCAGAACUUGUUCAAUAUUUAACAAGAGUUUGUGGAACAAAUGCUGAUGAAAGAGAUGAUCUACAUUUAUCACGAAUUAUGCUUGAACAAGAUUUAUAUAAUCAUCAACGAAAAAGUAGCGAUGAACAAAUAAAUUCAAAUGAACAAAUGAUGACAACAUCAGAUACAAUGAAAGAUGCCAAUGAAACAUUAUCUAAAAAUACUCAAGGAAAAUCUCAACAAAGUACACUUAUAUCAGAAUUGGAAUUUCUUAAAGUAAAUGCUUCAUCUACAGUUUCUACAGUGAAUGAACCUAUGAUAUCUGUUCAUCGUAAGAUUAUUAAAAAAUAA